ACUGGGCAGAGGCUCUACAAUAGUUGUGCUCUGGCCUCUCUUUGCAACAUCAGCUGCCGCAAUUUGGGACUCCAAAAAAAAAAAAAAAAGCCAGAAGCGGAUACAGAUCGAGACUAAGUAUCCCCGGCUUCCAUUUCCCCGUCUUGGAAAGUAUUUUUUGCAACCAUUGUGGGGAUCCCAGCUACGUCGGGGACCCCUCUGCAAAGGCGUUUGUAGUUUUCCAUUGGGAGGGAGGGGGGCCCAGCUGCCUCCUCCCCCCUCCUUGGAUGACCUGAGCCAAGACCUGGAUUUUUGCAAUCUUUAGUAUAUAUAUUUUAAAAUAAUAUUUAGGUGGAUUUUUUUAACCAAAAAAAUUACAAAUAAUAAUAAUAUUAACAACCUGGGAGGAAAAUUCUUAUUUUUCCCCCAUUUUCCUUCUAAAAAAUAUAAAUCCAAGCAUGGAGCAAAGGGAAGAGCCCACCAAGGCCUUGGAGACGAAGCAACAGCCGGAGGAUGAGCAUGGAGCUGCUAAAAAGAACCCUCCUGAAGCGACGCAGAUCCCCUCGAGUGGACAGAAGAGCCACUUGCGUGCCACGACGCCCCUCGUGAGGGAGGCAGAUCCACACCGGAGUGACCGCUCGCCCACAGCGCCUCCUCCGGCAGCCACGGUUCAGUCUGUUGCCACGGCUCCUACGGGCGCAGUGUUGCCCACCCAAAAUGGCCACCCUGGGGUCAAGACCACUCCCGAAUUGAAGCCCCCCCUUCCGACUCACCAGGAGAGCCUCCCGCCCGUCACAGCCCUUCCAUCCGUGGAGACCCUGCCGCCUAAAAGUGACCGCCCGCCGCCGAUUGGAGCCCCAACGCCGCCUCCUGCGGAAAGCCCCCGCCCGUCCCCAAAGACUCACGACCAGCCUUCCCCGACACAGGGCUCUGCCAGCCCUCGGAGCAAGCAAGCAGAUACACAGAAGGCUCAAGCCAGGCAUAAACAGGCCCGGGAGCGGCGCGAGGAGCGAGCCAAGCAUCUGGCGACCAAGCGGGCCUUGUGGCUGGAGAAGGAGGAGAAGGCCAGGGUCUUGCGGGAGAAACAGCUGGAAGAGCGGAGGCGGCGGCUCGAGGAGCAGCGGGUUCGGGCCGAGAAACGCCGGGCUGCCCUGGAAGAGCGCCAGCGCCAGAAGCUGGAGAAGAACAAGGAACGAUACGAAGCCGCCAUCCAGCGCUCCACGAAGAAAACCUGGGCCGAAAUCCGGCAGCAGCGGUGGUCGUGGGCCGGCGCGCUGCACCACGGCUCUCCUGUUCACAAGGACGGUGCCAGCAGGUGCUCCCUCUCUGCUGUAAACCUCCCCAAACAUGUGGACUCUAUAAUCAACAAGCGCCUCUCCAAAUCUUCUGCCACCCUCUGGAACUCACCCAGUAGAAACCGCAGCCUGCAGCUCAGCCCCUGGGAGAGCAGCAUCGUGGACCGGCUCAUGACCCCCACGCUCUCCUUUUUGGCACGAAGCCGGAGUGCCGUGACGCUCGCCGGGAAUGGCAAAGACCAAGCCGUGCCCGUGUGCCCCCGCUCGGCCUCCGCCAGCCCCCUCAGCCCUUGCAACAACCACCGGAUGCACCACCGCUGCUCGGAGCGACGGCGGCCGGCCACCAGCAGUCCUGACGUGACGCCCCGGCGCAAGGCUGCGGCUUCCCCUAAAAAGAAAGAGAAGAAGGACAAAGACCGGGAAAAUGCCCAGGAGAAAAGCGCCCUCGCCCUACGCAAACGCCAGUCUAUGCCUUCGGGACAGACUCGAAAGCUGCGCACGCCGGAGAACAGUCCUGGUCCCAAGCCCAGGCCAUCGUCUCCGGCCGUUGCCAAGCAGCGCCCUUCCUCGCCGAGCACGGGUCCCAGUUCGCCGCACCGGCAGGUUCUGAUCCGCAGCGCCCAGUCCUCGCCCAAGGCACGACCCCGCAAGGAUCACGACAACCAGCCCAAAGUCCGCAAGGAUGAGCAGAAGGAGCGGAGGACGGCCUCCCCGGCCCCAGGCGAGACCCCCAAGAUUAUGGGGAGCAAUGAAACCGUAGCAGACACCGCCAGACCCUCCAGUGCAGCCAGCCCAGUGCCGGCGUCUCAGCCCACGACUCCUGGGAAACCCAUGGCGGGCACCACGGACCGAGAGGAAGCCGCGCGGCUCCUGGCCGAGAAACGGCGCCAAGCGCGGGAGCAGCGGGAGCGGGAGGAGCAGGAGCGCCGGGAGCAGGAGGAGCAAAUGCGGCACUUGGCCGAAGAGCGGGCCCAACAAGAAGCCAAAGAACGCCUCCAGCAACAAGCCGAACUGGCCAGGCUGGAAGAAGAGCGGCGGCAGCAGGAGGAGGAGAAAGCGCGAGAAGAGGAGCGCGAGGCCCAGGAGCGGGCCCAGGCCGAGCAGGAAGAGCAGGAGCGGCUGCAGAAGCAGAGGGAGGAGGCAGAGGCCCGCGCACGCGAGGAAGCAGAACGCCAGCGAGUGGAACGCGAGAAGCAUUUCCAGCGCGAAGAGCAAGAACGGCUGGAGCGGAAGAAGCGGCUGGAGGAGAUUAUGAAGAGGACACGGAAAGCAGACGGAGCCGAUGCCAAGAAGAAAGAAGACAAGAAACUUGUGAAUGGGAAGGAAGGGAAACAAGAAGCCGAAAUGGGUAUCGGAGGGGAAAAACGCCCCGGAAGCCUCCCGAAGGAAGAAGAACUGCCUGAGAUGCAGGCGUCAAGUCCGGCAGGUCACAAAGGCACGGCUCCGGAGGGGACGCAACACAGCUCCCCCGCCACCUCCGCUCUGUCCCUGGUGAAUGGGCUGCAGUCGGCCAAGCACGAGAACGGCUUCUCUUCCCCCAAGGAGACGGGCGGGCGGGAGCGCCCCACCAGCCCCGGGCUGAGCAUGGCCGGCGAGCCCAUCUUGCCCUUUGCCAACAAGGAGCCUUUCCUCACCAAGGCUGUGGCAAAGGCACCACAGAUUACAGAGGUUCUCUAAGCCUUGACGCCACCUUCCUCCUCCUCUUCCUCUUCCUCCCUGUAAAAGAGAUGCCACGACGUGCCAACUCCAGGCUAGCUGUAACCAGAAGAUGAUGAUGAUGAUGAUGAUGAUGAUGACGAAGACGACUCCUCCACUCCCUGCGCUGCGUGGAACGAGGACUCGCAGGAAGCCAGGCGGGGAGCGGCCCAGCCCCACGGACACUCUCGUUCUUUUACCGUUCUCGUUAUUAUUAUUAUUUUUUUUAAUAUGCACCUUAUCAGACUGACCUCUCCCCACCCCCCUCGCCCCACCAUAGCUCAUCCCACGAGGCUAUAUAAUCGCAUAGCUAUUUAACUGGCUGGGUACAAAAGGAUGUGAAUAGUGUAUAUAAACCUCAGUGUUAGCGGGCGGACACGGCGGCGGUGUGGCUCGCCUCCCCUCCCCAAAAUAAGCCUUUGGGGGUCCGUGUUUUUGGAGGGGGGCUCGGCAAGGGGAGGCGGGGCCCUUGGGGAGCAUCUAGAUCUCUAAUUUAAUUUCCCACGGUUGGUCCCAAGCCGGGAUGCCUGCAGAAUCUGUAUGUAAGCGUGUGUGUGUGAGAGAGAGUAUUUGUGUUUGUGUGCAGAGGCACACACCUGGUUAGCCACUCAACGACUACACUGUGCUUUUUGGGGGUUUCGGCUGUUUUCUGUACGUACGUGUGUGAUGGCUGGGACCGCCUUGAGCUCGGUGUCAUUGUAACAGUAUUAUGCAUCUGAACAACCUUUUGUGGACAAUAAAGUGGAGAAACGACA
Anolis carolinensis (green anole) is the source of this 3724-nucleotide messenger RNA. RefSeq names its product MAP7 domain containing 1 (gene map7d1). The record is from RefSeq and is a predicted model, not a curated record. NCBI's taxonomy places the organism in Eukaryota, Metazoa, Chordata, Lepidosauria, Squamata, Anolidae. The transcript is spliced from 18 exons. Gene Ontology annotation, cellular component: microtubule cytoskeleton. The coding region runs from base 438 to 2951 and encodes 837 amino acids. Gene Ontology annotation, biological process: microtubule cytoskeleton organization.